CGAUCCCACUUCAUCAUCCUCCACCUACCUUCUUCCUACCCUCAACCCCACCCCUCUCAGCUUGAGGACCGUUCAACCCUCAUCUCUCGCCCUACGGGAAUAUAUCACACCAUACUAAACACGCAUCAGAAUCAGCAACGAUGGCAGAACGUUACAUCCCCGAGCAUCGCCGUACUCAAUUCAAGGCGAAGAACACCUUCAAGCCCGAAGAGUUGAGACGCCGUCGUGAAGAGCAACAGGUAGAGAUCAGAAAAGCCAAACGUGAGGAGAACCUUGCGAAGAGAAGAGGUAUCACAGGCGGCGACGGAUCUGCUCGACUUGGCGCGUCGCUCGGCGCAGAGGCAGACAGUGACGAUGACACCGUACCCACAGAGAGCCAGUUGAACGAAGACCUCCCCCAAAUGGUGGAAGGUGUCUUCUCUGACCAGAUUGAUCUUCAAAUCCAAGCAACCACCAAGUUCCGAAAGCUGCUUUCAAAGGAACGCAACCCACCAAUCGAAGAGGUCAUCAAGACCGGAGUAGUCAGCCGCUUCGUCCAAUUUCUCAGAUCACCUCACACCCUUGUGCAAUUCGAGGCGGCGUGGGCUCUCACAAACAUCGCCUCAGGUUCAGCCCAACAAACACAGGUCGUUAUUGAGGCCGGUGCUGUCCCCAUCUUCGUUGAACUGUUAGGUAGUCACGAGCCAGAUGUCAGAGAGCAGGCUGUCUGGGCUUUAGGAAAUAUUGCUGGUGAUAGCCCACAUUGCCGUGAUUAUGUUUUGAGCUGUGGUGCUCUCAAGCCCCUCCUGGCCCUCUUGGGUGAUAGCCGCAAGCUGAGUAUGCUCCGCAAUGCCACCUGGACUCUCAGCAAUUUCUGCCGUGGGAAGACCCCGCAGCCUGACUGGAACACCAUCUUCCCCGCUCUGCCAGUCCUGGCUAAGCUCGUUUACUCCCUGGAUGACGAGGUCUUGAUCGAUGCCUGCUGGGCCAUCUCAUAUCUUUCGGAUGGCGCUAAUGACAAGAUCCAAGCUGUUAUUGAAGCUGGUAUCCCUCGUCGCCUUGUAGAGUUGCUCAUGCAUGCGUCUACCUCGGUCCAAACCCCUGCCCUCCGAUCCGUCGGUAACAUUGUCACCGGUGAUGAUGUCCAAACUCAAGUCAUUAUUAACUGUGGUGCCUUGCCUGCACUGCUAUCUCUCUUGAGUUCUGGAAAGGAUGGAAUCCGUAAGGAGGCUUGCUGGACCAUCUCCAACGUCACGGCCGGGAACUCCACACAGAUCCAGGCUGUUAUCGAUGCCAACAUUAUCCCACCGCUUAUUCAUCUCCUCUCCAAUGGCGACUUGAAGACCCGCAAGGAGGCUUGUUGGGCCAUCUCGAACGCUACCUCUGGUGGACUACAAAAGCCAGAGCAGAUCCGCUACCUGGUCAACCAGGGUUGCAUCAAGCCUCUGUGUGACCUGCUCUCUUGCCCCGACAACAAGAUCAUCCAGGUCGCCCUCGAUGGCCUUGAGAAUAUUCUGAAGGUCGGAGAGAUGGACAAGGACGCUGCUGGCGCGGGCGAGGAAGCCAUCAACCGCUACGCCCUGUUCAUUGAGGAAUGCCAAGGCAUGGAGAAGAUCCAUGAUUGCCAGACCAAUGCCAACGAGGAGAUUUACAUGAAGGCAUACAACAUGAUCGAGAAGUACUUCUCGGACGAGGACGAGGCAGAUGAGACUGUUGCCCCAACCGGCACCGGCCAAGCCUUCGGAUUCGGUACCAACGGUCAACAAGCUGGCUUCAACUUUGCCAGUGCUAACGGUGGCGACUCGAUGGAUAUGUAA
Messenger RNA from Amorphotheca resinae ATCC 22711, 1796 nucleotides. RefSeq lists its product as hypothetical. The transcript is spliced from 3 exons. Gene Ontology annotation, molecular function: protein binding; nuclear import signal receptor activity. The coding region runs from base 141 to 1796 and encodes 551 amino acids. Gene Ontology annotation, biological process: NLS-bearing protein import into nucleus. The record is from RefSeq and is a predicted model, not a curated record. NCBI's taxonomy places the organism in Eukaryota, Fungi, Ascomycota, Leotiomycetes, Helotiales, Amorphothecaceae. Gene Ontology annotation, cellular component: nucleoplasm; nucleus; cytoplasm.